Messenger RNA from Melampsora larici-populina 98AG31, 567 nucleotides. RefSeq lists its product as uncharacterized. The record is from RefSeq and is a predicted model, not a curated record. Bases 1 to 567 code for a protein of 188 amino acids. The transcript has 4 exons. NCBI's taxonomy places the organism in Eukaryota, Fungi, Basidiomycota, Pucciniomycetes, Pucciniales, Melampsoraceae.
AUGGCUUCACUUGAUACUAUUGAAGCUCAAUUAGAGAACCCGAUUCGGAAUGUGUUGGAUAGAUUAGCAGCUUUACAUCAACAAUGUUAUGCUUGGUCAAAAGAGCAAAGUAAACAAGAGUUGGAAGGUAUCAAAGCAACAGUGGAGGCCUGUAGUCGAUUGAUGAACAGUGUGCUGAGCGGAAAGCGCAGGAUGCACGCAAUCAGUUUGAAGAUGUUCAAGUUAAUCAAAUCAGAAAUGCAACAAUUUGAACCAGAGAAAGUCGCAGAUUCCAAAAGUGUGAUUUGUGGCUAUGUUGACGGGAUAACUGAAAGACAGGAAUGGGAGUAUUAUCAUUUGUUACAAUCUCUGACUAAACAACACGCCGAGGCAGCUGCAACACCUAACAAAUCUGUUCAAGAGCCGGAGCUGGUAGAUUCAAACAAAGUGGCUGAGACAACAGCUCUAGAUCCAUCAACACAAAUCGCAUCAACAACAAAUUAUGAGCCUGCUGCUCCGACUAAAGAAAAGACACUUGACCCAUGUCCCUUCGGCACGGGCUUGUUAGCCUUUGACGUGUUAUCUUGA